Messenger RNA from Fonsecaea nubica, 1218 nucleotides. RefSeq lists its product as hypothetical. Gene Ontology annotation, cellular component: cytoplasm; nucleus. The transcript has 2 exons. Lineage: Eukaryota; Fungi; Ascomycota; Eurotiomycetes; Chaetothyriales; Herpotrichiellaceae. The record is from RefSeq and is a predicted model, not a curated record. The coding region runs from base 1 to 1218 and encodes 405 amino acids. Gene Ontology annotation, molecular function: protein arginine N5-methyltransferase activity. Gene Ontology annotation, biological process: peptidyl-arginine methylation.
AUGGCAGAAGAAACUUCGGAAGGAGACGUCCUCCUCGCCAGGCGCAUCAUCUCCGCUGCAGCUCGACACGACGUGGCUGCCCUAGAGGUCCUGCUCAAAGACGGGUCGGCGAAUGUGCAGGAUGCCUCUGCACCUGUAGCGUCGUCCCCGCUCCACGCUGCGAUUGCGGCAUGCGGAAACGCUGAGGAUGGGAAAGAGGCGGAUGCAAACGCGAUUAGAACUGUGGAGUUGCUCUUGGAGAACGGUGCCAUCUGGAAUGAUUUGAACGGCGAGGACAAGACGCCAGGGUGCAUUGCGCUUCGGCUUGGGCAGAGGAAGAUCUACGACAUGAUGGUGGAUGCUGGUGUGCGGGCUGAACUUCUCUUCUCUAAGCUUGAGAGCCUUGGAUUGGGCGUGGACGAGGAUGAGGAUGAGGAUGAAAAUGACGUCGGCGACGAUAAUGAGGAGACAGGUGACACAAUUCCAGCAUCGAAAAGGCGGAAACUUUCUGAUGGACAAGGCCACGGAGUCGAGCAGGCGACCGAAGAGAAACCGCUUGAUGACGUCUCGCUCGAUAACCGAGCAUACUUGAAGAGCCAACUCCGGUACAAGCCCGGCAUAUUGUUGGACGAGAGUGACAACGCGGUGAUGAUGGACUGGGAGACUCAGAUCAUGCAGCGCCACGCCGAGACCCUGAUCCCCAAGUCCGGCCUCAAGGUGAUGAACGUGGGCCACGGCAUGGGCAUCGUCGACACAGCCAUCCAGACACACAGCCCGUCCGAACAUCACAUUGUCGAAGCACAUCCUCAAGUGCUCCAGCGGCUACGCGACCAGGGCUGGUAUGACAAGCCCAGCGUCAUCAUCCACGAGGGAAGGUGGCAGGACGUGCUACCGAAACUGGUUGAGAAGGGCACCGUACAACUCGAUGCGAUCUACUACGAUACCUUUGCCGAGGACUACAAGGCUCUGAGGGAGUUCUUUUCCGAAUACGUCGUCCAGCUGCUGAGUCCGACGGGGAAAUUCGGAUGGUACAACGGACUGGGAGCGGACCGGCAGAUCUGCUACGAUGUGUAUACCAAGGUUGCGGAAAUCGACCUUCGUCAGGCCGGGUUUGACACCGCGUGGGAAGACAUCGCCGUGCCUGCAGGUCUCCAUGGCAGCAAGCAAUGGGAGGGCACCAGACGGCCGUACUGGACAAUCGAUGUCUAUCGAUUACCGGUGAAUACGUUUACGAAAUGA